ACGUGCUCAGUCCGGCAGCCAGGUGCCCUCCCUGCAUUGACUUACUUUGUAUUCUGUUCUAAGGAUUGCGAGGGGAAGCUGUCAAUCUGGAUUUACAACGUUCCAAGCAAGGAUCCAGGAGAAUUCGAGCUGUUCAUACAUAGUAUUCCAGCUCCUGUGGACUUACUGAGACUUUUCUUUUCUAAGAGAAACUUGUAUGAGUUCCUGCUUGGAGUGAUCACCCUGGCAGACAGGGGAGGACUGUCAGAGGGGAUGACUGCCCUGGCUGGUCUGUGACAGAGGGAACUGACACAUUAAACACCCUCAGCCAGCAUUUCAGCCUUGUGACUGCUCUGGAGGACUUACAGUAUGGAGAUCAGCCCUGAGCUGCCCACCUACCUGCUCCUCCUGUUGCUGCUGGUGUCCUGGGUGAGUCCUGCCCAGGGAGCUGCUGCCAAGGAGCUGGUGUGCCAGGAGAUCACUGUGCCCCUGUGUAAGGGUAUCGGCUAUAACUACACCUACAUGCCCAACCAGUUCAACCACGACACGCAGGACGAAGCUGGGCUGGAGGUCCACCAGUUCUGGCCGCUGGUGGAGAUCCACUGCUCGCCGGACCUCAAGUUCUUCCUGUGCAGCAUGUACACCCCGAUCUGCCUGGAGAACUACAAGAAGCCCCUGCCCCCCUGCCGGAGUGUGUGCGAGCGGGCCCGGGCUGGCUGUGCCCCCCUCAUGCGGCAGUACGGCUUCGCCUGGCCGGACAGGAUGCGCUGUGACCGGCUGCCCGUUUACAGCACCUCGGACAACCUGUGCAUGGACGACAACAGCACGGUGGCCACCACGGCAGCUCCCAACCUACCGGAGCUGCCCCAGCGCCCUCCCCCGGAGCCUAGCCACCCACAGGGGGGCAAAGCUCGCCAGGAACCCUCCAGGAGCAACAAGAGAACCCCCAGUGGGUGCCAGCCGGGGUGCCAGUGCAGGGCCCCCAUGGUACCGGUCACCAGCGAGAGGCACCCCCUCUACAACCGGGUCAGCACCGGCCAGAUCCCCAACUGCGCCCUGCCCUGCCACAACCCCUACUUCACCCCCGAGAAGAGGUCCUUCACCACCUUCUGGAUUGGACUCUGGUCCAUCAUCUGCUUCGCUUCCACCCUAGCCACCGUGUCCACCUUCCUCAUAGACAUGGAACGUUUCAAGUACCCCGAGAGACCCAUCAUUUUCCUCUCAGCCUGCUACCUGCUUGUGGCCGCGGGCUACCUGGUUAGGCUCAUCGCUGGCCACGAAAAGGUGGCUUGUAACCGGGACCACGACCUGGAGCACAUCCACUAUGAGACCACUGGACCUGCCCUCUGCACCCUGGUCUUCCUGCUCAUAUACUUCUUUGGCAUGGCCAGCUCCAUCUGGUGGGUCAUCCUGUCCCUCACCUGGUUCCUGGCUGCUGGCAUGAAGUGGGGCAACGAGGCCAUCGCCAGCUACUCUCAGUACUUUCACCUGGCAGCCUGGCUUGUGCCCAGCAUCAAGUCCAUAGCAGUGCUAGCCCUCAGCUCAGUGGAUGGAGACCCAGUGGCUGGCAUCUGCUAUGUGGGCAACCAGAACCUGGACAACCUGAGGGGCUUUGUGUUGGCCCCCCUGGUCAUCUACCUCUUUAUUGGCAGUAUGUUCCUCUUGGCUGGGUUUGUGUCCCUUUUCAGGAUCCGCAGUGUCAUCAAACAGGGGGGCACCAAGACUGACAAACUGGAAAAGCUCAUGAUCAGGAUUGGCAUCUUCAGUGUCCUCUACACUGUCCCAGCCACCAUUGUGGUGGCAUGUUUUUUCUAUGAGCAACACAACCGCCAGGGCUGGGAACUGGCCCAUAAUUGUAACUCCUGUCACCAGGACCUGGCUGAGACCAGAAAACCUGAGUACGCUGUCUUUAUGCUAAAGUACUUCAUGUCCUUGGUGGUGGGGAUCACCUCUGGAGUUUGGAUCUGGUCUAACAAAACUCUGGAAUCUUGGAGAAUAUUUUACACUCGCUGCUGUUGGGGGCGCAAAACUAUUGGGGGGUCUAUGUACAGUGAUGCCAGCACUGGGCUAACCUGGAGGACUGGCACUGCCAGCUCAAUGUCAUACCCAAAACAGCUGCCCCUAUCCCAGGUAUAAGGGCACCAGAGGACUGGAAAUGGUGGGGGAGGGGUUGUAGAAAGCAAUGACUGUCUGAAAAAAGGUUGUCACCCAUGCUUAACCGUCUCCCUCCCCCUCUUUUUAUUUAGUUUCUUGCUGUUAGCAUGACAAUGAACUCUUAAUGGUAUCCAUUAGCAGGGACUAGAAUGACUGGUCUGAACAAUAUACCUGAUAUCGAAGACUCCCUGAUUUAUCUGCAUUUAUAUGCAAGGAUCAUUUAUUGAACACGGUCAUUUAAUUGCCUGGAGACUGGGGUUUGUCCUCUUGGCUUGCUAAAAAUCACAGGCAAUAAGUUUCAUUUUUCGGGCUGCUGGCCAUGGACAUGUCUGAGAUCUCAAGAGAUUUUGACUUGUGCUUGGAUAGAUUUAUAUAUAUUUUUCAAUGUGUUCUCAAACAUUUAAGUUUCUGAAUGUUUUGGGUCACCCUGCAAGGGUGUGCCUUUAACACAAUGAGACUUAUGGAUUAUAGAGUAAUUCUGCGGCAAAGUUCCAAAAGUGGCGCAAUCACCAUGGCAACCAAACUGUUACUGCUGAGCUGAACGUUCCACGUUUAGAACUUUGUCCUAAAGUUGAAAAGUGACUGUUGAAAGUGAAUUGUUAGCCGAGCACAUGCCUUAAUUAGACUUGGGACAUCCUGUGGCCUCUCUCAUAGUUUUUUUGCACUUCAGCUCUUAACUCUCAGCCAGUUUGAGGGUGAUGGGAGCUCUAGUCCAAUAAAGGCCACAAAUGUAUCAACUCUGCUUUAACCCAUUGAAUACUAGAAGAGGGAACACUGCCCUCUGGCCAUCAAAAGGGUUAAAAUCAUGU
Messenger RNA from Pelobates fuscus (common spadefoot toad), 2942 nucleotides. RefSeq names its product frizzled class receptor 8 (gene FZD8). Bases 349 to 2115 code for a protein of 588 amino acids. Gene Ontology annotation, cellular component: plasma membrane. Gene Ontology annotation, biological process: canonical Wnt signaling pathway; non-canonical Wnt signaling pathway. The record is from RefSeq and is a predicted model, not a curated record. NCBI's taxonomy places the organism in Eukaryota, Metazoa, Chordata, Amphibia, Anura, Pelobatidae. Gene Ontology annotation, molecular function: Wnt receptor activity; Wnt-protein binding. The transcript has a single exon.